Phaethon lepturus (White-tailed tropicbird) is the source of this 1269-nucleotide messenger RNA. RefSeq names its product nuclear factor of activated T-cells, cytoplasmic 3-like. Gene Ontology annotation, biological process: cytokine production; regulation of transcription by RNA polymerase II; calcineurin-NFAT signaling cascade. Gene Ontology annotation, molecular function: DNA-binding transcription factor activity, RNA polymerase II-specific; RNA polymerase II cis-regulatory region sequence-specific DNA binding; transcription factor binding. The transcript has 3 exons. The annotation marks the transcript as partial. Gene Ontology annotation, cellular component: transcription regulator complex. Lineage: Eukaryota; Metazoa; Chordata; Aves; Phaethontiformes; Phaethontidae. The record is from RefSeq and is a predicted model, not a curated record.
AUGCCAUGUGGGGUUCGAAUGACAGUGGAAUUUAAGAUGAGUGAAAUGAUCGAUCUUGAGUCAGAUGACUGUGCGUCCAUAUACAUCUUUAAUGUAGACCAACCAUCGUCCUCUGUAAAUCAGCCAAUUUGUAUUCCUCGCCAUGGAUUGCAGUCUCACUCCUCUCCUCUGUCACCACCUACAAGACUUCAGAGUCAUAAGAACUAUGAAGGCCCUUGUGAGGUACCAGAAUCCAAAUAUAGUCCACUAGGUGGACCCAAACCCUUUGAGUGCCCUAGUAUUCAGAUUACAUCUAUUUCACCUAACUGUCACCAAGGGAUUGAAGCCAAUGAAGAUGAAUUGCACACAAAUGGCACAGAAAAUGAGUAUAUGGAAAGGCCUUCACGGGACCAUCUCUAUCUUCCUCUUGAGCCAUCAUAUAGGGAAUCAUCCCUUAGUCCAAGCCCUGCCAGCAGCAUUUCGUCCAGAAGUUGGUUUUCAGAUGCUUCCUCUUGUGAAUCCAUUUCCCAUGUGUAUGAUGAUGUAGAUUCGGAGCUAAAUGAAGCAGCUGCUCGAUUUACCCUUGGCUCUCCUUUGGCAUCUCCUGGUGGUUCUCCGAGAGGUCCUAGUGAUGAAUCUUGGCAGCAGCCUUACGGAUUUGGGCAUGCCUUGUCACCUAGACAGUCUCCCUGUCAUUCUCCUAGAACUAGUAUUACAGAUGAAAAUUGGCUAAGCCCUAGAACAACAUCAAGGCCCUCAUCAAGACCUACAUCCCCCUGUGGGAAACGACGACACUCCAGUGCUGAGAUUUGCUAUGCUGGUUCUCUCUCUCCUCACCAUUCUCCAACUCCAUCACCUGGCCAUUCUCCCAGAGGAAGCAUAACAGAAGACACAUGGCUAAAUACUUCCAUCCAUAACGUACAAGGCCUUAAUUCUGGCCUUUCACCAUUUCAGUGUUGUACAGAAACUGAUAUUCCUCUAAAAACAAGAAAGACCUCAGAGGAUCAGACUGCCACUUUAUCUGGAAAAAUAGAUAUCUGUCCUGAAGAACAGGGUAACCUAUCGUCAUCCCUUGAAACUGCAGUAGAUGACUGCUCUGGAUCUCAACACAACUUGAAAAAAGAUUUGCCUGGAGACCAAUUUCUUUCUGUUCCUUCGCACUUUACUUGGAACAAACCAAAGCCUGGUCAUACUCCUAUAUUUCGGCAAUGCUUAAGAUUUGCUCUGCUCUUCAAGGAUGUAGUAGAUGAAGCAAUUCCUCUUUCUUUGGGGAGUGGGGAAGAAGAUAGG